AUGCCAUACAGAAUGGAGCACAGGAUUGACCACAUCCAGCCAGAACAGGGGCGAAAUCCGCACCCUGUCAAUGCUUUGAAUGACAUGGGGGCACUACAGAGAAUGAUUAGGGAGAUGAUGGAACUUGAAGCCAGAAGAGGAGAAAGGUCCACCUACAGAAAGCUGUAUCUGGCUUACAUUGAUAAGAUACCUCUAUCCCCGGGUUUCAAGGUACCAAACUUUACCUUGUUCAACGGAGAAGACCAUCAUGCUUCAUCAGUUGAGCAUAUAGGCAGAUUCUCUGUCCAGUGCAUAGCCAUAGAAAAUAACCCUAUGUUAAAACUGAUGGAAAAUGUUUUCCAUGACUACUAUUUCAGGAUCCAGCCAGAAGUCACAAUAAGUGAUCUUGCUGCCCUCAAACAGAGUGAAGAUGAACCAGCUCAGGACUUCAUAACCAGGUUCAAAAAGCUCAAGAUGAAAUGCCGGAUCCCUAUGGAAGAAAGGCACUUCAUUUAG
This is a messenger RNA of Prunus armeniaca (apricot), 495 nucleotides long. The record is from the annotation of a GenBank genome assembly. NCBI's taxonomy places the organism in Eukaryota, Viridiplantae, Streptophyta, Magnoliopsida, Rosales, Rosaceae.